AUGCGUAGGGGACCACAAUGGUUUAUCCAGAGCCGGUCACGUGAACGGUUUCACCAGUUAUGGCCAUGGGCACUUGGGGGCGUAUGUGCCACUUUGUACUUCUUCAAUCGCGAGCCUUUUGAAGAAAUGGCUGGUACUGUGGUAACUAAGAUACGGAAACCCCUACUCAAGACGAUGGAAUGGAUUGAACUGCACGAUGUGGACCCGGAGACGAUGGCGCUGGAACUUCCUCCUGACGUGCUUUUUGGCCCCUUGGAGUUCUCAAAGCAGAUGCGAUUCCUAAUGGCUGCGCUACGGGCUGAUAAUGAACUUGCCGAUGGGUAUCUUGCUCGUGUGCUGGUGGAUCAUAUGGAUCUUUCUCUCGAUCCACCAUUGCUCACGGAAAAGGAAAUUCUCGAGACAGGUGGGAGGCAGUUGCUUGACUUUGCCAUUGAGGAUUUUUUGGGUGCAGGUUCUAGGAAGACUCGGAAGCAUAUAUUCUUUAGGCCAGACCAAUUUCUUCGUCUUAUAAACUUUUUAGCCGUUUAUCCGUCAUUGACAAACUACUUUGUGAAGGAACGCAACGGUGUGGACAUGAUUUUUCGCGCGCUACGGCACAGCAGCGACGAAUUCGCACGUGUUCUGGCGCUUCGCAGCCUAUGUCUAUUCUGCUUUACGCAGCGCGAAGACGGCGACGUGGAGCGGCGAAUAAUGCAGGCGAAUGGUGUUGAGCAAAUUGUGAAAGCUUAUAAGCAAAGUACGGGUGACCCAACCGACACAAGGUACAUCACCUUACUCGUCUCUUCCCUGUUGCGCCACUAUCCUCUAGAGGGCGGAAAAGAAUUUGUUGAGGCUGAUGGCAUUCAGGCAGCUGUUGACAACUUGAAUAUUGCUCGGUACAAGGGCAUACCUCAACAUGUGCGAGUUCUUCAUGAUGCGAAACGACUCCCACCAGCGGCCAUUGGCGGGAGGUCCAUCAAUUCGCGCAUUGAGGAUGCUGACUUUAUUCCUAUAGCGAUGGGUCUUCUUGAUGCCUUUCCUGAAUUCUACGAAGCUUCUAGUGAGAUAUUACUACUACUACGAAGUAUUGUACCGUCGUGUGCGAGUCCGUUUAACCUUUUGGAGUAUCGUGCUAUGCCUAUUUUAUCAAAAUAUUAUGUGCGAUGGCAGAAUGACACCGUUUUUCACACGGAUGGUACGCUCCAGUUGUUGGUGGAACUGUUUAAACUAAUGUUAGAGGACCCGACGUGCCAGCGCUGUUUUGACCCGAGUGUGGCGUCAUAUGAGUUGCAGGAGUGUCUGCGGACCGCACGCGCGGCAAUUGAAGCGGAAUCAUCCAAACCUGUGGUGCAACCCACACUUUAG
Messenger RNA from Trypanosoma brucei brucei TREU927, 1344 nucleotides. RefSeq lists its product as hypothetical. The coding region runs from base 1 to 1344 and encodes 447 amino acids. The transcript has a single exon. Lineage: Eukaryota; Euglenozoa; Kinetoplastea; Trypanosomatida; Trypanosomatidae. The record is from RefSeq and is a predicted model, not a curated record.